UCUCCCUCUCCUCGAUCGGGCACCUCGCCCUGCCCCAGGCCGCCGGGGGAUCUUUGGGCUAGCGGGAUGUCUCGGCCAAUGCUGGGGGAGAGGAAGUGCUGCAGGGGAGCUACGGGCCGGACCAUCCCAUCACAGCCUCUUAGAGCAGCUGAGGAUGUGAGCCAGGAGCUUUUUAGGUUCCCACAGUUAAGAAGAGGUGGUGUGAUCUGUUGUGCAGAUGCCCAUGUCUCCAGGUUGGAGCUUGCCCCUGGUGGGUCAGGAUUAUCUGGAUAUUCUUUCCAGCUGGUACUGCACCUUUGGAAAGUGUUGCGAGACAGGAGACUGCAGAAUAGCCAACAACAUCACAGGGUUAGAGUUGGACCUGAGCAGGAGGCUACAUGGUCAGCACUUGGCAAAGGACGUCAUUCUGAAAGCAGUGCAAGGCUUCCUGGAGACCCCACAGUCGGAGAAGGCUCUGGCUCUGUCGUUCCACGGCUGGUCUGGCACUGGAAAAAACUUUGUGGCCCGGAUGAUCGCUGAUCAUUUGUACCGAGAUGGGCUGAAAAGCGAGUGUGUUAAAGUCUUUAUCUCUCUCUUUCACUUCCCACAUCCCAAAUAUGUGGACUUGUACAAGGUUCAGCUGAAGAAGCAGAUAAGCGAAAUGGUGCAGCUCUGCAAGCAGUCAUUGUUCAUCUUUGACGAGGCAGAGAAGCUUCACUCUGGCCUGCUGGAUGCCAUCAAACCCUAUGUGGAUCACUAUGACAGCAUCGAUGGGGUAGAUUACAGGAGCUCCAUUUUCCUAUUCCUCAGUAACACUGGUGGGAACAUCAUCAACCAGGUGACCCUGGACUUCUGGCGAGCUGGACGGGCCAGGGAGGAGAUCACCAUGGAAUACUUGGAGCAGCACCUACGCCUGGAGCUGCUUGAGUCCACAGAUGGUGGCUUUGCCCACAGCCACCUCCUUCAAGAGAACCUCAUUGACUUUUUUGUGCCAUUCCUGCCCCUGGAGAAUCACCAUGUGAAGCUGUGCGUGCGGGAUGCUUUUCUGGCCCGUGGCCUUCCAUACACUGAGGAGGUGCUGGAUGAGGUGGUCAGGAUGAUGGUGUUCAUCCCGGAGGAGAAGCUUUUCUCUGCACAAGGUUGUAAAUCUGUGUCUCACCGCAUCAACUAUUUCCUACCCUGAAUGUGAGGGGGAACUGUACCAGUGACCAGCAUGGCUACUUGCUGCAUAAUGAGACCUGCUCCUCUUGCAUGAACAGAUUGAAAAUUCACCCACUUGCACAGUGAUGGGAACUUGUGAAGUCUCUCAGAACUUGAAAGAGGCCUCCAAGGGUUGUUGUGAUUGUCAGAGUUGUGUGGCACCUGUGCAGCAUUCAGCUGGUAGAAGGCUGGGCUGCUAUACCUGCCUUGCCUACUUGAAGUUCCAUCUCUUAGCAAGUAGCCCAGAGCAGAAGCAAUGAUUAGCUGUUGCCAAACCAAGAUUUCUGGAUGGCAAACAGUGGUCUGCUUCACAGGAACAGAGUUGGUCUGGGCCUUUGGCUUAUUGUGGUGUGAAUGGUCUUGGGAUAGCUUAGUAGCUUCAGUGGGAAAGUCUGAAGAGGUCAUAGAAGUCAUGUCCUUGCUUCCUCUCCUCUGAUGUGUCAUUUCCAGCACCUGCAAAGUAAAAUCAGUGCAUUAGCUGUUGGUAAGACAGUGAUGGAGAAAAACCUAAACUUAGCUAUGGAGCAAUUUCCCAUCUGGGGACAGAGUGAGAAUCUCUCUCUCCCAGGAACCUUCUUACCAAGCCAUCUGGUUAACGACAACAGCUCUAGGAGAGGAUGCCCAGCAGCCUGCACAGAUGAUGAUGCACAGUUUGAAUAGAGAUUAGGACUAAGAUUCCCAUCUGCAGCCUCCACCUGCUAUGGGUGUGCCAGGUGUAUAACACUGACCUUGUAUAGAAGUCACCAAAGAGCAAGGACACUACAAGACUCCAAGUGAGAGGACAAAUAGUUCUUGACAAUUUGUUUAAUAUAAAGAUUAAAAAAUCUUAUUUUGUUAUUGUGCUGUGAAGAGAUGUUCACUUUAGACAUGCUAACAUUUCCCCCCGCCCCCACCCCCAGACAGCAAGGCGCAGCGUGUCUGCAACUCCAAGUCUAUGAAUGUCUCCACUACAGCCCAGGACUGUUCUGACAGGGAUGGCAUUGGGUGAUACGAGCCAGCAUCUUCCGCUCACGGAGGCAGCUCUUGCUAUGCACACUCCUCAUACUCAGUUUGGCUAAACUACUUCUGCAGCAUUCACUUAAGGGAGCUCCCAGUUGCAGCAACUUGGCCUCGUGACUGCUCUGAUAACUCAGGAGGACCAGAGUACAGGGUGGCUUAUCUUUGUCCUUGUCUAGAGCAAAGGUUGGAGAGUAGUGGCUGUGAAGGAGAAUUCUGCCAUUUGAUUACUAUUUCAUAGACGAGCUAGGAUUUUGCUGUUACACAGUCUGGCUUUUGGCCAGAGAUAGUAUUACUACAAGAGGGACUGUUUGCUGUCUCGGGUUCCUGCCAAAUGAUUAAAAAAAAAAAGCC
Molecule: messenger RNA, 2529 nt
Organism: Chelonoidis abingdonii (Abingdon island giant tortoise)
Lineage: Eukaryota; Metazoa; Chordata; Testudines; Testudinidae
Gene: TOR3A
Product: torsin family 3 member A
Cellular component (GO): nuclear envelope; endoplasmic reticulum lumen
Molecular function (GO): ATP hydrolysis activity; ATP binding
Source: RefSeq, a predicted model, not a curated record